GCCCUGUGAGUUAGCGCGCCUUGGUAGCUCCUCGUCGUCGUCAUCGCCAUGUCCGCCAGCCUCUCCCCGCCCCCUGACGUCAAGCACCAAGCCCUCUCCCCCUCCUCCACCACCGACACCCCCAGCGACCACCACGACCGUCCCAACGCCAGACCGAACCAGCCCCGCUCACAGCGCUCCAACUUCGACCAGGAGCCGAACCCGUUCGAGCAGUCGUUUGCGAGGCCGCCCAACCCGACGUCCAACCUGCGCUCGUCACAACCCCGCCGCCGCGACUCGGAACACAGCGCCCAGUCCGGCCACGACCAAGAGAACCGCUCUCCGCCGUCGCCCACGAGACAUAACCAUCCAGACCGGAGCGCGUCCCCAAAGCCCGUCCUCCCGCCUCUCGCCUCCCUCUCCUCGCCUGCAGACCAGUUCACAUGGGGCUUCAACAACAAUUCCCUCGCAAACUCCCUCCGCUCCGGGCCCCUCUCCCCCGCCAUGCUCGCCGGCCCCCAGCACAACAGCAGCAACACCAACAACGGAAACCCCUCUGACCACCCACCCAUCACUUUCGAUCCCUCCACCUUCCGCACUGGUCUCACUCCCCGCACCGGUCUCACCCCCGGCACCGGUCUCACUCCUAUCCUCGGUGGUCCUGUCGCCUUCCCGCCUCCUUCCCCCAACACCGCAGCCUUCCUCCACAUGAUGAACAACCCGGGCAGCGGCUCCGCCACGAUCACACCCAACACCCUCAGCGCCAUCACCGGCGUCCUCAAUAACAACAACCCGCACGGCCAGACGGGCCAGUCCCCCCAUCCCCUCUCCAUCUCCCACGUCCCGCAGAACAACUAUGAUCGGCCCAACCACAAUCAGUACUCGAAUGGGGCUCAGCAGCACAACGGCGGCCACCCUAACGGCGACGGUGCCCAGAACUACGCCCUCAAUGCCGCCGAUGCAGCAAACUCCGCCGCGAACGGUCUCUUCCUCCUCUCCCAGGCCCAUCAGGAGCUCACCAAGCGCGAGGAGGCCCAGCGCGCGGGACAGGGCGGCGCACCGAACGGGGGUGGGGGCAACAACAAGCGUGGUACGAAACGCAAGUCAUACGACAUUGGGAAUCCGCAGGAUAAUAACGUUGUAGGUCCCGACUCUCAAUCCGUCCAAUCGAAACCAGCAGGCACGAAGCGCACCAGGGCGAAUACUGUCUCGAGCAACGGCAGGGGCUCCAAGCGCAGCGCGGCCUCUCCGCCCUCUCCGAUGGACGACGAUGAUGACGAAGAGGAGGAGGAGGAGGAGGCACAGAAUGGGAAGAAGAACGGAAACAAGAAACCAGAGACGGAGGAGGAAAAACGGAAGAACUUCCUGGAACGCAAUCGGCAGGGUAUGCUUUCCUUCUCCUUUUCUCUCUGUACACUAUUCAACGUUCUCCAUACAGCCGCGCUCAAGUGCCGUCAGCGCAAAAAGGCUUGGCUCACGCAGCUCCAAGCCAAGGUCGAGUUCCUCGGCGCGGAGAACGAGAGGCUGCAGCAGGCCCUCGUCGCCUCGCGCGAGGAGAUCGCACGUCUGACGGCGGCUGCGACGGUCAACCCAGGUAUGCUACCACCGGGUGGUGUACCCCUCGUGCACCCACCACAGCCGGUCAGCGUCAACGUCAGUUUACCACCAGCGAGCGCGGCGGUGAAGGGCGUCGCGGCGUCCAAUCGCGGAUAUGGCUACUGA
This is a messenger RNA of Stereum hirsutum FP-91666 SS1, 1701 nucleotides long. RefSeq lists its product as uncharacterized. Gene Ontology annotation, molecular function: RNA polymerase II cis-regulatory region sequence-specific DNA binding; DNA-binding transcription factor activity, RNA polymerase II-specific. Lineage: Eukaryota; Fungi; Basidiomycota; Agaricomycetes; Russulales; Stereaceae. The record is from RefSeq and is a predicted model, not a curated record. Gene Ontology annotation, biological process: regulation of transcription by RNA polymerase II. The transcript has 2 exons. The coding region runs from base 49 to 1701 and encodes 550 amino acids.